AUGAGUCUGAGGAACAAUCGAAGCAGCCGUAAAGGACUGCAUGUGUCUCCAGGGGGAUUCAGCAGCAUGUCCUUGGGAUCCUAUUCCAUCCCCAGGAUCAGCUAUGGGGCUUCCCAGGUUUCGAUCACACCAGUGACCAUCAACAAGAGCCUGCUCACCCCUGUGAAGAUAGACAUCGACCCCAAAAUCCAAGCUGUGCGCACCCAAGAGAAAGAGCAGAUCAAGACUCUCAACAACCGCUUUGUCUCUUUCAUUGAUAAGGUAAGAUUCCUGGAGCAGCAGAACAAAAUGCUGGAUACCAAGUGGAAGCUGCUGCAGGAACAGACUGCUGCUACUUCUAACGUUGAGCCCAUGAUGAAGUUGUACAUCAGCAAUCUGCAAAAACAGCUAGAGUUAAUCCACAAUGACAAACAAAGGCUUGACAUGGAGAACAAUGUCAUGCACAAAAAUGUUGACGACUACAGGACCAAAUAUGAGCAAGAGAUCAACAAGAGGAAUGAUGCAGAGAAUGAGUUUGUCAUGCUCAAAAAGGAUGUGGAUGCAGGUUAUAUGUCCAAGGUGGAUCUAGAUGACAUGGUGACUGAUAUUAAUGAUGAGCUGAACUUCCGCAGGGGCCUGUAUGAAAUGGAGCUCCAAGAGCUGCAGAACAGCAUGAAGGACACCUCUGUGGUGGUGCAGAUGGAUAAUUCUCGUGCCCUGAACAUGGAUCACGUAGUGUCUGAGGUCAAGGCUCAGUAUGAGGUGAUUGCAGCACGCAGCCGCGAUGAAGCCGAAAGCUGGUACAAGAAGAAGUUUGACCAGAUGGCUGCUGAGGCCAACCAGUAUGGUGGCGAGCUGCGUACCUCCAAGGGGGAAAUAGCUGAGCUCACCCGAAUGAUCAGGCGUCUGCAGAAUGAGAUCGAGACUGUAAAAGCACAGCGUGCCAGCCUUGAGGGCCAGUUAGCCGAAGCAGAGCAACGUGGAGAUGACGCUGUGCAGGAUGCCAAGGCUCGCAUCAGGGACCUGGAGCUGGCUCUGCAGAGGGCCAAGCAGGAUAUGGCUCGGCAGCUCAGAGAGUACCAGGAGCUCAUGAAUGUGAAGCUAGCCCUGGACAUUGAGAUCUCCACCUACAGGAAACUGCUGGAAGGAGAGGAGGGAAGGUGA
Molecule: messenger RNA, 1143 nt
Organism: Scomber scombrus (Atlantic mackerel)
Lineage: Eukaryota; Metazoa; Chordata; Actinopteri; Scombriformes; Scombridae
Product: keratin, type II cytoskeletal 8-like
Exons: 7
Coding region: 1-1143 (380 amino acids)
Biological process (GO): intermediate filament organization; keratinization
Cellular component (GO): keratin filament
Molecular function (GO): structural constituent of skin epidermis
Source: RefSeq, a predicted model, not a curated record